UCUUCCAUCGAAAAAAAUCUUUUCUUUUUCUUCCCUGGUAACCAGAUAUGGAAUCCUUGUUCAACUCAAAGCUCAUUGCAUCCAAAAACACACCGGAAUCCCUACACAAAUAUGAGGUGAAGAUAUCAACUCUCCCCAAAGAAAAUGGUUGGAGUUCCAUGAUGACUCUUCGCUCAUACCAACACUUUUGGUUCCAUUCCUUCUUUCUCAAAGGAGCCAUGCACGCUCAAGAUCACUUCCAAGCUCAACCAGGUGACAUCUUUCUCUGCAACUUCAUGAAAACCGGUUGCACAUGGCUUAAGGCCUUGAGUUUCAGCAUCAUAACCCGAACCCACUUCGACGAUUCCAACACUCCAAUCCGAAACGCACUGCCACACGACUGCAUCCCGAUGCUGGAAUUUGGCGAGUACUACUCGCCCACAGGUCCCAAAAUCCCACUCUACGGCUCACACAUUCCAUACACAUGUCUGCCAAAAUCAAUAAUACAUUCACGUUGUAAAAUAGUCUACCUUUGUAGAGACCCAAAGGACACAUUUGUUUCCAUGUGGCAUUACUUCAAAAGGAUGGUGGAAACCAACAAAACAGGCAAAGAAGUGUCCUUUGUUUCCAUUGAGGAAGCCAUUGAUUUGUUCUGCAGAGGCGUUUCUUCUUUUGGACCGUACUGGGACCAUGUGUUAGGGUACUGGAAAGCCAGCUUGGAACACCCUGAAAGGAUAUUGUUCUUGAGAUACGAAGCCAUGAAGGAGGAGACCGAAUCAUGUGUGAAGAAAUUGGCUGAGUUCUUUGGGUGCCCUUUCAGCUUGGAGGAAGAAAGAGGAGGGAAAAUAGAGGAGAUUAUAGAGUUGUGUAGCUUUGAGAGUUUGAGUAAUUUAGAGGUUAAUAAGAGUGGUAAACAGGUGAAGAAGGAUGGGUAUAUGGAGAACAGUGCAUAUUUUAGGAAGGGGAAAGUUGGAGAUUGGAGGAAUUAUUUGAGUGAUGAGAUGGGUAAUCGGCUUGACAACAUCAUGGAGGACAAAUUGACCGGUUCUGGAUUCAGCUUCCUCAACAAAUAAAGCUUGCUCUUCCUCAUCACAAU
Molecule: messenger RNA, 1075 nt
Organism: Hibiscus syriacus
Lineage: Eukaryota; Viridiplantae; Streptophyta; Magnoliopsida; Malvales; Malvaceae
Product: flavonol 3-sulfotransferase-like
Exons: 1
Coding region: 48-1052 (334 amino acids)
Biological process (GO): sulfation
Cellular component (GO): cytoplasm
Molecular function (GO): aromatic desulfoglucosinolate sulfotransferase activity
Source: RefSeq, a predicted model, not a curated record